Oncorhynchus masou masou (cherry salmon) is the source of this 3121-nucleotide messenger RNA. RefSeq names its product integral membrane protein GPR180-like. The record is from RefSeq and is a predicted model, not a curated record. Gene Ontology annotation, biological process: G protein-coupled receptor signaling pathway; response to pheromone. NCBI's taxonomy places the organism in Eukaryota, Metazoa, Chordata, Actinopteri, Salmoniformes, Salmonidae. Bases 128 to 1429 code for a protein of 433 amino acids. The transcript has 9 exons.
UGAAACCUAAAUCAAUCAAACGUUUCAGUGCAGAUGGAACUCGCCCUUUUUGACGAGAUCAUUCAUUGUUGUCGUACAAUAAAUUACCUUCUUUAUAUCUAAUUUGAUACGUCGCUUUUAGGAGACAAUGUAUCCGUUAAUGUUCACAUUUACAGCCUUCUUACUAUGCAUUCCAGCUACAUUUGGAAAAACUGUGUCGGGAGUUUUCAAGAGCGAUGCAGCCAGAGAGCAGAAUGGACAGUACAUCACAAAAUUCAUGUACAACGUGGGUAGGGGUUUGGUGGUGUGCAGGCUGGAGAAUGCUACCCUGGCCAUGGAGAAGGAGUCCAGACUGCUGCUCUUCCCGGAGACGGAGGACGGCUUUGACAUCGACAACCUCAGCUGCCACGACCGCCUCUCCAAGGCACAGCUCUCCAUCCGUCUGAGUGAGGAGGAGCACAACCAGAGCAUCCCCCACCUUCACUCCCCCACGGCCUGGUUGGCGCUGUAUGCAGACCGCUACACCUGUGGGGAGGGGGGCAUCAUCCCUGCCCACGGGGACCUGACCUUCACCAUCCUGUUGUUCAACCCUGACUCGGCAGGCAACCCCCUAGAACAUUUCAGCGCUGAGGAGGCAGGCCUGCAUAGUUUCUACUGUCUGCUGAUCCUGGCCUACUUUGUGGCAUCCUGUAUCUACAUUCAGCCUCUGUGGAUGGCCCUGAGAAAGGGUGGGCCCAUGCAAACGGUGCUGAAGGUGCUCUCCACAGCCUUGGCCCUACAGGGGAUCUCUGCCCUCUUCAACUACAUCCACCUGGCCAGGUAUGCCAGGGAUGGAGUGGGCAUUCCUAUCAUGGGCAGCUUGGCUGAGUUCUGUGACAUGGUAUCCCAGGUGUCCAUGCUGUACAUGCUGCUGAGUCUGUGUGUGGGCUGGACCCUGAGCAAGAACAGGAAGCCCCAGAGCAGACCUCUCCAGUGGGACUCUUCCCCCGCCUCCAAAGCCCUCGCUAUGGGAGGGGUCGUCACACAGGGGGUGCUACUGCUGUGGGAGCAGUAUGAGGAGACGGAGCACCACAGCUACCACGCCCAGCGCAGCAUAGCGGGUCUGUUACUCAUAUCUCUACGUAUCAUCCUGGCCUUGCUGCUGGCCUCCGUGCUCUACACCAUCAUCAGCACAGAGAGGAGCGCCCUCAAGAGAGACUUCUACCUCAGCUUCGCCAAGGGUUGUUUUAUCUGGUUCCUGUGCCACCCUGUGCUGGUCUUACUCUCUGUGGUUUUCAACGAGCAUCAGAGAGAAAAGGUUGUGACAAUUGGUGUGAUUCUAUGCCAGGCUAUCUCGGUGGUGAUCCUCUACCAGCUUUUCCUGUCCCGUAGCUUAUACUGGGAAGUAUCUUCUCUCUCCUCUGUCUCACUACCCCUCACCAUGUCCAGAGGGGGCCGGGGACGCUACUGACCCCACGUGCAGGGGGAACACUUUCACUGUGACACACGCCGAGGGCGAAGGGAUACACAGUGACACCUGCAUUUAAAGGGACAAUACUUCCACUUCUCUCUGCUCACUCACUGCGAAGGUUCCCCCACAGACGGGUGAGGAAAGAGGAGGGUGGGAUGAAGAGAAGUAGGAAGUACACCCACAAAUAUAGAAGAGGAGAGGAAUGAUGGCCUGCUCAUGUAGCUGGAUAGCACACCUAUUUAAUAGCCUCCCAAAUAGGAUGAGAGUGAGACCCGGGUUUAAGCGCACAUAAAGUAUGUAUGUAAAUGAGACUCAUUUGUUAGUAUACAACAGAUGUGGACACAGGUAACUUCCAAAAUAAUGGAAACCCUUGAGUAAAAGAGGGAUCCAAAGUAUAUUAAAAGCAGGUGCUUCCACACAGGUGUGGUUCCUGGAUUAAGCAAUUCACAUCCCAUCAUGCUUAGGGUCAUGUAUAAAAAUUCUGUCUGCCAUGGCUGUGGCCCUACAGGAUGACAAUGCCCCCAUUAACAGGGCAAGGGUGGUCACUGAAUGGUUUGAUCAGCAUGAAAACUAUGUAAACCAUAUGGUCGUCUCAGUCACCAGAUCUCAACCGGGGACAGUGUUUUCCACCACCAUCAACAAAACAUCAAAUGAUGGAAUUUCUCGUGGAAGAAUGAUGUCGCAUCCCUCCAAUAGAGUUCCAGAAUCUAUGCCAAGGUUUAUUGAAGCUGUUCUGCCUCGUGGCACAACGCCCUAUUAAGACACUUUAUGUUGGUGUUUUCUUUAUUUUGGCAGUUACCUGUAUGUUAUUUACAAUUGUAGUAUGUGUGAAGUUGUGGUUUACUGUUUUAUUUUAAAUGUCAAACUUGGGCUGGAUUUGAUGUCUCUUUUUCAUUGUCUGACGGAGUAUAAGACUCCCAAGAUGUUUAAUAGGUUUAUAAUAGAUUACAAUGAAAGGUUACCGAUUUGUCAAAUUCAUUGCCGAUAAAGAUAUCCAGGCUCAGACUGAAAUACCGUUGAUCCAUAGAGAUAUGGAUCCAUGUUCAGUGUGGUAAAUCUCAAACCAAUAAUUUAGUCUGAUCUUAACUGUUAGAAAUAGAAAGUUGGGUCUCUUUUUAAACAGAGUUGCUUCACACUGUUUUACAGCCGUUUCAUUCUAUUGUCGUCAAUUGAUCGUUCUUUCUGCGAGGUUCAGGUUUAGGGUGUGCUGAAGCUAUUACAGAAAUCACAUGGAACUCAUGGAAUCUGUGUCAUCCCCAGCACUCCAACACUGCAGCUAGUUGCAUGUGUGAGAAUCGUAUUACUAUUAUUAUUUGUGUACUUAUUGAAUUAUACUUGAAUAUGAACACUUGGUAUUGUUUUGUCUGACAUUGGAGCUAGACAUGUGCAAUGUUUAAAUGCAGCUUUAUUUUCUUUCUCAAUCGUCGUAAGUGCCUGAGAAGACAAUCCCUUUGCUAGUAGAAGGUACCUGUGUUUGUCUAUGAAAAUAUGGGUUUCACAUUGACAUACAUGACCAGUCUGAUAGUUAAGUUAUGCAGAGAUAUUGGGGGGGGGGGGGGGAAUGGUCAACAGAGCAGUGCCUGUGUAAUGUUCCUAUUAAGCAUGUUUAUAACACUGUUUAAAUUCAUUACUGUAUACUUUUGUAAAAUAAGUCUUUAUCAGAUGCUAAUGCAAUACAAGAAAAUGUCUGCA